AUGUCUCCCGAGUACGCCAUGGACGGAAUCUUCUCGGUCAAAUCUGACGUCUUCAGCUUCGGUGUUUUGGUGCUGGAAAUCGUAAGUGGCAGAAAGAACAGAGGAGUCUAUCAAUCUUCACACCACCUAAAUCUUCUAGCACAUAUAUGGAGUCUUUGGAAUGAAGGUAAAGGGUUGGAAUUAGCGGAUGCGUCAAUGGGGCAGUCGUCGCUUCCCGUGACCGAAGUCAUGAAGUGUAUAAAAGUGGGACUUCUGUGCGUUCAGGAUCGACCAGAAGACAGACCAACGAUGUCUUCGGUGGUGGUGAUGUAGGGCGGUGACAGUGAUCUCCUACCGCAACCAAGACAACCAGGUUUUAUCGUUGCAAAAGAUCCAUCUGAAACCAAUUCAUCUACAAGAAAGCAAGACUCGUCCACAAACCACGUAUCGAUGACGAUGUUGGAAGGUCGAUGAGAUGGAUGUAAGGGUAGAAACUUACUCACACACUCCCGAGUGCACGAUGACCUUGGCGGAGAAGCAGAGCAAAGUAGCUGCUGCUUUUGUUGAUGUAUGAAUGUGAUUUAGCCAACGCAAUAUCCAACCCCAACUAUCUCCUGCCAUAUGAGAAGGCUUCCCAGACUCUCUUUGGAGUUGGUGACAUGUUGUUGCAGAU
Messenger RNA from Musa acuminata AAA Group (dessert banana), 652 nucleotides. Its product is annotated as receptor-like serine/threonine-protein kinase SD1-6. The coding region runs from base 1 to 312 and encodes 103 amino acids. Gene Ontology annotation, biological process: protein phosphorylation. Lineage: Eukaryota; Viridiplantae; Streptophyta; Magnoliopsida; Zingiberales; Musaceae. Gene Ontology annotation, molecular function: protein serine/threonine kinase activity. The record is from RefSeq and is a predicted model, not a curated record. The transcript is spliced from 2 exons. Gene Ontology annotation, cellular component: plasma membrane.